This is a messenger RNA of Cladocopium goreaui, 1056 nucleotides long. NCBI's taxonomy places the organism in Eukaryota, Dinophyceae, Suessiales, Symbiodiniaceae. The record is from the annotation of a GenBank genome assembly.
UUGGGGGAAUUCACAGCUUGUUCCGCAGUGGCAAACCCAAAGGGUGUCCUGGUGUGACGGUGUGACUACUGAAACACAAGGCAUCCUUUGACUUCAGUCAUCUUCAAUCCAACAGAGACUGGUUGGUUGGCUCACAGCAGUUUUGAUUUUGCUUCCUUGCGCCUCCCAAAUUGAGGAUGAUCUACGCGAUUGUCAUUUCGGCUUUGCUCAGCAGCACUGCUGCCAUUGAGCUCUCAGAGAAGAACUGGGACGCAGAAACGGCAGGGAAGAGUGUCUUCAUCAAAUUCUAUGCCCCGUGGUGCGGCCACUGCAAGAAACUGAAACCUGAUUGGGACAAACUGAUGGAUGAAAUCAACGGCGGUCCUGGAUCUCUCGUUGCAGAUGUGGAUUGCACCGGGGAGGGCCAGUCCUUGUGCCAAAAGCAUGGAGUCGGGGGAUACCCCACACUCAAGUAUGGCGAUCCUGGCGACUUGCAGGACUAUCAAGGUGGUCGAGACUUCAAUUCCUUGAAGAAGUUUGCAGAAGAGAACCUGGGACCGACUUGCGGCCCAGCGAAUUUGGAUCUUUGCAGUGACGAGGUGAAGAAAAAGAUCGAAGGUUACAUGGCGAUGUCUCCAGAUCGGCUCGAGGGCAAGAUUCGGAAUGCAAUUCGAAUUGUGGAAGAGGAGGUGCCUUUCAUGAAGAAGGUCUCUGCUCACAUGAAAAAGGCAAAGAGUGAGCUCUAAGGUGCAGCUUAGGCUCCGGAUUGCUUGGUUUUGGCGACUUCACCUCAGACUUACAAGAAGUCAAGGGCCACUUCCAAAAUUGAGUGGCAACACUGCAAGACAGUUCAAAGCGUUGAUGUUGUUGCUUCCAACCAGCGACGCAAUUGGCUCACCUAGAGCGGAAUGCUGAGUGUUGGGAAGCAGUUUCUGUUUCUAGCUUUGGAGAAGAAACCAGUCGCGCACAAGCGACGAAAAGAACUUGGCAUUGAGAAGUAUUGAAUUGAUUUCAGGACUUCUGUCGUAGUGCAUGAAGGAUCAAUAAAAUUGUUUGCUGCCUGGUUGUAUCUGGUUG